AUGUUUAUUCUAUUUUGCAGUACCUUUUUGUUUGUUUUGUUUUCAGAUCCUUUUGUUUUUAAGAGAAUAAUGGCUUUUAAACACGUUCUGAAACUUUCAAGCAUCAAUGCUUUUAUAGAUGAUAACAAAAUUAUAAAAAGGGGUGAAAAUGCCUUGGAAUCCAGCCAUGUGAAAAAAAUGGAAUUUGACUCUGAUUUGCAGAUUAUUAGAGGGGAAGUAUUUGCUAGUAUGAAAGACAAAAGCUACAAGGUAUCUAUAGUAUUGGAACAGAAUGGUGAUAUUAGAGAAGCCACUUGCAUUUGUCCUAGAGGCAUAAAAUGCCAUCACAUCGCAGCGUUGGCUCUUUUUGGGCAUUAUCAUAUAUCGGUAACAGAUAAAGCAUGUGCAUGGAAUGCACCACCCAAACCAAAGGAUGGGCCAGUGAAAUGUGCAGAAGAGCUUUAUCCACCAAAGCCCUAUACAGCUCUCGAAGGUGGGGUCACUACAGCAUCAAUCAACAGAUUGAAGGAAAGGCUACGCAGCUUCGGAAAUACUGUUGGUUUUACUUGGCUAUUGAAUGAGGAGUCAAUAAAUCCGCUGGAAAAUAGAUUUGCGAUAAUCGAAGAGAUAAUUUCUUCCAAGGAUUUUUUGGAGGCCACAGAUAAAGUGUCUGUGUUCAGACAGAAAUGUGCUGUCGAUGAUCAUUCGAUAAAAGACAUCGCUGCUACCACAACUGGUCAGGUGUCAAAUGAAAAAUGGUUCCUUGUGAGAAAAUUUCGUUUGACUGCUAGCAACUUUGGUGCUAUUAUUGCAGCGUGCCAAAGAAACAGAUUCCCAGUGAGUUUGUUCAAGACGCUCUUAGGUGAGUAA
This is a messenger RNA of Ceutorhynchus assimilis (cabbage seed weevil), 849 nucleotides long. Lineage: Eukaryota; Metazoa; Arthropoda; Insecta; Coleoptera; Curculionidae. The record is from the annotation of a GenBank genome assembly.